Sorex fumeus (smoky shrew) is the source of this 1311-nucleotide messenger RNA. RefSeq names its product secreted phosphoprotein 2 (gene SPP2). Gene Ontology annotation, biological process: bone remodeling. Lineage: Eukaryota; Metazoa; Chordata; Mammalia; Eulipotyphla; Soricidae. The record is from RefSeq and is a predicted model, not a curated record. The transcript is spliced from 8 exons. The coding region runs from base 189 to 797 and encodes 202 amino acids. Gene Ontology annotation, cellular component: extracellular region.
GGAGAGAGAGAGGGAGAGAGGGAGAGAGACAGAGGGAGAGAGAAAGAGGAAGAGAGAGAGGGCAGAAGCCAGGCUCCCGCUGAGAAAGGGUGCUCCCGGGGGACAGCUCUCCGAGCCCACGGCAGAGACGGUCUCUGGGUCUGGACGGUCCCCUGUGCCCAAGGCAGAGGCAAACUCUUCUUCCCAGAAUGGAUCUGGCUGUGCUGACGAUGUGGCUCCUGUUUGUCCUGGGCAUGAGCGGCGGGGUGGCAGGCUUCCCCGUGUACGACUUCGAUCCGGCCUCCCUGAGGGACGCCCUGGGGGCCUCGGUGGCCAAGGUCAACGAGCAGUCGCUGAGCCCGGUUCUCUUCCGGGCCGUCCGGAGCUCCCUCAGGAGAGUGAACGUCCAGGGUGAGGACAGUGUCACGCUGGAGCUCGAGUUCCGCAUCCGGGAGACCGUGUGCAGGAGAGACUCGGGCGCUGAGCCCGACACCUGUGACCUGCAAGGGGGCCACCGCGAGCAGGCGGCGGAGUGCAGGAGCACCGUGCAGAUGUCCAAGGAGCAGGUGCGGGGCGUCUGGGUCCGCUGUCACUGGGCCUCCAGCUCGGAAUCCAGCAGCGAGGAGAGAGUUUUUGGGGACUCACUGGGAUCCUUUAAAUGGAGAAGACAUUAUCAACCUGGUCUCUUUCCGGACCAGUUGCAAAGUGGAUACAUUCCUGAGCGGUCCCACGAGAUCACCAGAAGGCUCUUCCCUCCUGGGAACAGAAGGUUCCAGAACCAGCAGUUCCGAGCCAGGAUGAACGGUCGCUCCGAGUAACUAACUACCUGGAGAUUGGAGCUAUGCCUUAUUCAAUUCCGUAACCUCGAAUCAAGACUUGAGACACAUUUUCAUUGAUCAGACAGAUGAACGCAUGAAAGAAAGAAUGGGUGUUCACAGUCAGCCCUGUGCCCUUGCCACCUUCUCUUCUGACCUGGCGGGUUCUUUGCCCGCACGUAGACCAGCCCGAGUCCAGUCCUGGCUGCAGCCUUUCCCCCAGGACCCUCGGGUUUUUCACUGGAGGAGACUUGAGCUUCUUUCUGUGGCCUCACCCCAGCUGGCCGCGCUACAGAUGCUCUGGUCCCUGGGUCCAGGCUGGGUGAUUUUUCCAGAUCCGCAGCCUCCAGAGAGAAACGUGGGACUCAGAACUGGGGGGUCUCACUUCCUUUCCUUUCCUUUAACAGCAAAAUGCAUCAGAGAACUAGAAGGAGGCCUGAGCGACGAUACUUCCCGAGCUGUGUGAUUUUCCUCUGGGCUUGCUCCAGUCCAAAAUAAACCCCUCCCUUUCCUCUUC